Messenger RNA from Xenia sp. Carnegie-2017, 672 nucleotides. RefSeq lists its product as uncharacterized. The coding region runs from base 57 to 470 and encodes 137 amino acids. The transcript has 3 exons. The record is from RefSeq and is a predicted model, not a curated record. Lineage: Eukaryota; Metazoa; Cnidaria; Anthozoa; Malacalcyonacea; Xeniidae.
ACCACUCAGUGGUCAGAAACAUAAUCAAUCGUACAUGUAAUAAAACAUUCAACAAAAUGUCUACAACAAAACGAGUUUCUUUUAAUGAACCGAAGGAGAAAGUUGGACGGUUUGAAGGUAAACAUUCUCUAGACAGUGACGAGGAAAGUGAUGAACAACAAGAGGAGAGAGACCUGAACGUGAGCGAGAAACAGAAAAGAAUCAAAAUGAAAAUUGUUCCAGAAAAGACAAUGUUGUGUUUGGAAUUGUCAAAAAAAGCAAUGAAAACAUUUGUAGCCAUGUUGUUGAGCAACAUGCCAAAAUUAUCGACGAGGCUCAUGUUGUCGAGACAUUGUCAGAAAAUUCAGAACAAACAACAAAUGUCGACAGUAAAAACGAACAAAAAAAGGAAAAGAGGAAGAGGAAAGCAAAGAGAAAUCAAACUGUACCUAUGGAAGAAAGUGAAAAUAAUUAUGCGAGAAUUAUUUUAAAACCUAUUGCUUGGAGAACACCUCCUGCCUCUUUAAAUGGUAACCAUAGCAAUGGAAGAAAGUUGCAACCAAUCAUAGCUCCCCUUCACAAGAGUAAGUCAUCAGCAUUGAACUAAAAUACAUGGAACACUACCUGUAGUAGAAAAGCCUAGUAAUUUUUUAAGCCGAAUUUUACGCCUAGACACGCGUGUGUACUCAAUCA